Kogia breviceps (pygmy sperm whale) is the source of this 1465-nucleotide messenger RNA. It is a transcript of the gene GAS1, whose product is annotated as growth arrest specific 1. Gene Ontology annotation, biological process: regulation of cell cycle. Lineage: Eukaryota; Metazoa; Chordata; Mammalia; Artiodactyla; Physeteridae. The record is from RefSeq and is a predicted model, not a curated record. Gene Ontology annotation, cellular component: plasma membrane.
AUGGUGGCAGGGCUGCUGGGCGGCGGCGGCGGGGCCCGCGGGGGGACCGUGCCGGGCGCCUGGCUGUGCCUGAUGGCGCUGUUGCAGCUGCUGGGCUCGGCGCCGCGGGGCUCCGGGCUGGCGCACGGCCGCCGCCUCAUCUGCUGGCAGGCGCUGCUGCAGUGCCAGGGGGAGCCGGAGUGCAGCUACGCCUACAACCAGUACGCCGAGGCGUGCGCACCGGUGUUGGCGCAGCGCAGCGGGGGCGACGCGCCGGGGGCCGCCGCCGCCGCCGCCGCCUUCCCGGCCUCGGCCGCGUCCUUCUCGUCGCGCUGGCGCUGCCCGAGCCACUGCAUCUCGGCCCUUAUUCAGCUCAACCACACGCGCCGCGGGCCCGCCUUGGAGGACUGUGACUGCGCGCAAGACGAGAACUGCAAGUCCACCAAGCGCGCCAUUGAGCCGUGCCUGCCCCGGACGAGCGGCGGCGGCGCGGGCGGCCCGGGCGCGGGCGGGGUCAUGGGCUGCACCGAGGCCCGGCGGCGCUGCGACCGCGACAGCCGCUGCAACCUGGCGCUCAGUCGCUACCUGACCUACUGCGGGAAGCUCUUCAACGGGCUGCGCUGCACCGACGAGUGCCGCACGGUCAUCGAGGACAUGCUGGCCGUGCCCAAGGCGGCGCUGCUCAACGACUGUGUGUGCGACGGCCUGGAGCGGCCCAUCUGCGAGUCGGUCAAAGAGAACAUGGCCCGUUUGUGCUUCGGCGCCGAGCUGGGCAACGGCCCGGGCAGCAGCGGCUCGGACGGGGGCCUGGACGACUACUACGACGAGGAGUACGACGAUGAGCAGCGCGCCGGGGGCGCGGGCGGCGAGCAGCCGCUGGACGACGACGACGGCGUCCCGCACCCUCCGCGCCCGGGCGGCGGCGCUGCUGCGGCGGGCGGCCGCGGGGACCUGCCCUACGGGUCCGGGCGCAGGAGCAGCAGCAGCGGCUGCCGCUCGGCGCCCCGAGGCGCCUGGACCCCGCUUGCCUCCAUCUUGCUGCUGCUGCACUCGCUGCCCUUUUAACAAUCGCGCCCCCCCGCCGUCGGCCACGGGAGGGUCGGCGCCGGGGCACCUGUGGCUCGGGGACAGAGGGGUGGUCGGGGGUAUUUUCCAAAACGUUUUCUAGGUGGUUUCUGCCUAGCCGGUCUCCCCGCCUUGACUCUUGGCACGACCCUCGCCUCCUCUCCUGAGCAGGACUUUUUGGACAUCCUCCCCUGCCCCCAUUCCGGGUUCCAGACAGCUCCCCGCAGAAACCAGCCUAACUCCGGACCCCCGACAUGAAACGGGCCUGGGGGGACAGAACCGUAGUCCUGGACUCCGAAGAGAGGCUGCUGACUAGUGGGGUCUUAAGAGUUUCAAGGGACUGGGUUUGGAGCAGGGGUUUUGAAGGAGGAUUUAUAUUUGCAAAGGGGCUGUUUAUUAGCGUUUCUCCUGCAAGGGGGGG